Messenger RNA from Silurus meridionalis, 4387 nucleotides. RefSeq names its product potassium voltage-gated channel, KQT-like subfamily, member 2a (gene kcnq2a). The transcript has 19 exons. Gene Ontology annotation, biological process: transmembrane transport; potassium ion transport. Lineage: Eukaryota; Metazoa; Chordata; Actinopteri; Siluriformes; Siluridae. The coding region runs from base 265 to 2895 and encodes 876 amino acids. Gene Ontology annotation, molecular function: voltage-gated potassium channel activity. The record is from RefSeq and is a predicted model, not a curated record. Gene Ontology annotation, cellular component: membrane.
CCUACGGCUUCAUUCAUUCGGAUUAUAACAACUCCAUAAACGUAAGUGCAAGACGGAACUUAUUCUCAGACAGUACAGUGAGAUCAGGAGAGAGAGAGAGAGAGAGAGAGAGAGAGAGAGAGAAAGCAGGACAGCACUGCAGUUUCACUCCACUGGCUUUUUUCCAGUGGGGGAAAAAUUCUCUGAACACAAACACACCCAUUCGGGCGAUGCUCGUUUUCCCAGUCUGACAGCCAGGCUCUCUGAGGCUCUCUGACUCUGACAAUGGCGAAGAAAUCAGCUAACGGGGACCUCUCUCGCUCUCCGUCGCAGGAGAAGAAGAAGCCGAAGGUGGGUUUCGUGGGAGUGGAUGCCAGCGGCGCGGAGACGAGUCGGGACGGCGCGCUGCUGAUCGGGAGCGGGGAGAGCGCGCGCCGGAGCUCCAGCGGCAGGAUGGGGCUGUACAGGGCGCGUGCGAGCUUAGGCGGCGCGCGCGGGACUCACCGACGCAGCGCGGGCUACCGGAGACUGCAGAAUUUCCUAUACAACGCGCUGGAAAGACCGCGCGGCUGGGCGUUCGUGUACCACGCUUACGUCUUCCUGCUGGUGUUCUCCUGCCUUGUCCUCUCUGUGUUUGCUACUAUCAAGGAGUUCAAAAACAGCUCAGAAAAUGCCUUGUACAUUCUGGAAAUUGUGACCAUCGUGGUGUUCGGUGUGGAGUAUAUAGUGCGGCUCUGGGCUGCUGGAUGCUGCUGUCGCUACAGAGGAUGGAGAGGAAGGCUAAAAUUCGCUCGCAAGCCCUUUUGUGUUAUAGACAUCAUGGUGCUGUUUGCCUCUGUAUCUGUGCUGGCUGCUGGCUCACAGGGCAAUGUGUUCGCCACUUCAGCCAUUCGCAGUCUCCGGUUCCUACAGAUCCUCAGGAUGCUGCGCAUGGACCGCAGAGCUGGUACAUGGAAACUACUGGGAUCUGUGGUCUAUGCACAUAGCAAGGAGCUCAUUACUGCAUGGUAUAUAGGCUUCCUCUGUCUCAUCCUGGCCUCUUUUUUGGUGUACUCAGUCGAAAAGGAUAAUAAUGCAGAGAUGUUUGAGACCUAUGCUGAUGCUCUCUGGUGGGGGCUGAUUACUUUAACCACUAUCGGAUAUGGAGACAAGUUUCCUGUUACAUGGAAUGGCCGCCUAAUCGCUGCAACCUUCAGCUUGAUUGGCGUAGCUUUCUUUGCUCUGCCAGCAGGUAUUCUGGGCUCAGGCUUUGCUCUGAAGGUCCAGGAGCAGCACAGACAGAAGCAUUUUGAGAAACGGAGGAACCCUGCUGCAAGCCUUAUUCAAGCUGCCUGGAGAUUUUAUGCAACAAACCUCUCUCGAACGGACCUGCUAUCAACCUGGGAUUUUUACGAACAGACAGUGUCUGUUCCAAUGUACAGACUGAUCCCACCUCUCAAUCAGUUGGACCUCUUGCGCAGUCUGAAGGGCAAGUCUGGAUUCAGGAAGGAUUCACAUCCUGAAGGUCCUCCCAGUGAGAUUUCACACAAAGACACCCUCUGUGGGUGUUGCCCAAGAAGCAAUAGCCGGAAGCCAAGCAUUAAAGAAAAAGCAUUCACCAGCCCCUCUAAGAGUGCAGGGGGAAAGGAAACCAAAUCACCUGGAGCUGACGAUGGAGCACCAGAAAGUCCUAGCAAAGUUCCAAAGAGCUGGAGCUUCACUGAGCGAAACCGCUCCAAACACUCCUUUAAGAUGAAAGAGGGUCGGGCCUCAGAAGUGCUGAUUGAGAUGCAGGAUGAAGACAUCGGAAAGAAGAGUUCUCCAGCAAUUGAGGGGUUGAUCAAAGCGAGUCUUCCUGAGGACUUUGGCGAUGAUAGAACGUAUGAAUUUAUGCAAGAUAUGUCUCCUGCACUGAAAGCAACUAUAAGGGCAAUCUGUAUCAUGCGUUUCCUGGUGUCUAAGAGGAGGUUUAAAGAGAGCUUGAGGCCAUAUGAUGUAAUGGAUGUGAUUGAGCAGUAUUCAGCAGGCCAUCUGGACAUGCUGUCUCGUAUCAAGAACCUGCAGUCCAGGAUUGAUUUGAUUGUGGGCCCCCCACCCCCUUCGACCCCUCGCCAUAAGAAGGUGGACCAGAUAGUGGGGAAGGGAGUAUCAUCAGGGGAAAAGGAGAAACCCAAGAGUGAGACCGCUCAGGAAAAUGACCCCAGCAUGAUGGGCCGAUUUGUCAGGAUGGAGACUCAGGUGGUUGCGAUGGACCGCAAACUAGACUUCUUGGUGAAUGUAUACACCACACGCAUGGGUAUUCCACGCUCUGAAACUGAGGCUUUGCUGGGCUUCAAGAUGGCUGAUCCAGCACCACCUUACCACAGCCCAGAAGACAAGAGCGAGAAGGUGCAGGACGAGCAGGAGGAAAAGAAGAGCCCAGAACCCAGCCCAACUGGGAUGCCUGUCAACAGCAUGUGCCGCCCAUCUACAUCCUGGGAUCAGCAGAACGAGCAACCACUUAAUGUACCUCUUUGGAAUAAUAGCCGUGGGGCAUCUCCAGGUACUGAUGAUCCGUCUCUGUACCGCAUUCCACCCCCACCAACACAUGAAAGUGGAGAAUGCGGACGCCAAAGGCGACACAGACGCACACGGCCAAACACAGGUGUUGACAGCGACACGUCUCUGUCCAUUCCUUCAGUGGACCAUGAGGAGUUAGACCGCUCAUUCAGUGGCUUCAGUAUCUCACAAACCAAGGAGGAAGAUUUGCUUCCUCCAGUGAAUCUUGGACUGUUUGGGGGAGGAAGAGGAGUGGUGUUCUGCACUCGCAUCAGACCUUACCUGGCUGAAGGGGAAUCAGACACAGACUCAGAGCUUUACACACCUGGUGCUCCUUCACCUUUAUCAUUUACAGGAGAAGUGGCAUUCGGAGACAGGGGCUGGCCAGGUCUGAAGUAAAAAAAAAAGCCUAAAAGAGCCUUCAAAUCGCAACAAGAGCCUUCAGAUCCUGAGUGGAUAAUAUCAACAAAAACUUAAUCAAAGUUUUUCAUUGUCAUUAAUGCAUGAGGAAUUAAAAAAAAUUAACACAUUUGGAACCCAAUGAAUAUGAUGCACUCAAUGGACACUUGUUAUUUGGUAUGGCUAUAUCAUGUUCAAAAUUAUCAUACUGCUUUGGCACAAGAGUGUCUUCAACAAAGAAAUGUAAUACUUUGUGGCCUCUUAAAUUAAGAAAUCUGCCUUGUUUGCACACUUACAAAACUGAGUUUUCAUGUGAGCAGGUUUUGGCAUGAGUUAUAAGUCUCAUGUGUGAUUUGUUUGUACUAAUGUAGUAUAGAUAUGGUACCAAUGCUUAUUACCAAGGCAAUAUUAGAAGCACUUUACUUAUUAAUUGUACAUACACAAUAAUAAUUAAUGAUAGUAUGCCUGCUUUUGCUCUUAUUUAAUUUAUUUUUUAUUUCUUUUAUAGAAAAACAUAAGGGACUGUAAUGAUAAACAUACAUAACAGCAAUGUAUGAAAUUGUGUGACAUAUUUAAUGGAAACUGUUGCUUUUAAACAAAAAAGAAAAUAAAACAACAACAACAACAACAAAAGAUGACCCCAACCAAAGAUGCAGAGAGAGCACUUCUGAGCACGAUUUACAUUUACACAUUUUUACUUCCAUCUGCAAUAUAUUUAUAAACUUAGCAUGAACUUUAUUUUUAUUGAUACAUUUACAGGAGUUUUUACAAUACAAAUGUUUACAUUUUACAUUCAAUUAAAUGUUUAUUAUAAUCAUUAACUUGAGAGUCCAUAAGCAUCACCAUGCCUUUGGAAAUUCCAAUGUGGUUAAUAUUUCAUCGAAGGUUAAUUAAUUAACAACUACAUUUGUGAUAUUUAUUGUUUAAAAAAACUGUAAAAUGUAAUGGUUAACAGGCGUAGGCAUUAAUUGGCAGCUUGUGAUGUAUACCAACAUUCCACAUGAGGCAAAAGCAACAUUAUUAGCUUGAACAUAUAUGUAAAUCUUUAAAGAAGAUGAAGCUAUGGAGAGCUAUUGGUGUGAAUUGGCAGUGCAGGAGCAAGAAACGUAUCACAGCUUCAAUCCACAUGAGAUAGAUAUUGGCUCUUUUUUAAUGGCACGACUACUCAUACUGCUUUAUUAAAGACCCCCAAAAUAUUUUUGUUAAAGUAUAAAUGAGUACACUAAAUGCAUGGCAUGUUUAGAGGAAUUUGACUCAAUUGAUAAUGGCAAUACAGGAUUCUAUGCCAGUAGAGGAAAUAAAUUAUAAAAACAUUCUUGCAUUCAGCUAAAAUCUUUCCCUUGAUGCCCAAACUGAUGACAAAAAAAACAUGCCCGAGUUGUUACUUUGUGGUGAGACGAAAAAAAGAUCUUUUUGUACUAUUCAAAAGGGUUUUUGUAGAGCAUGUUGGAAGUCUGCAAUGUUACAGCAAAUAAAGUUGGUCAGAUUUAAA